Messenger RNA from Leptonychotes weddellii (Weddell seal), 2283 nucleotides. Lineage: Eukaryota; Metazoa; Chordata; Mammalia; Carnivora; Phocidae. The record is from RefSeq and is a predicted model, not a curated record.
AUGGUCUGGUGUCGAGAUGCAGCUGGUGUGGCUGUGACCCUGGCCUGCCAUUCAUCUUGCUUUGCCUUCAAGCACGAUUCUUCCCUUGAUAAUGUGAAGGCGCAACAAUUCCCUGGGCCCUGGAGUAUAAUGGAGACAAGGCUGGAGCACCCUCAGAUUUACUACAGGGAAACAUGCACUGAGCGCCAGGAGGGCAGACAGCCGGCUACACAGCAGGGCCGUCGUCCGUCAGGGGCCUCUCCCUUCCGGUCUGAGGGAGGGGGGCUUAUAUUUUCAUUUCUCCGCACCCUAAUCCUACUUCUGGGGACUCAGAUCUCCAACCUUUACCUGUAUGACAGCGUCCUGAUGUUGGCCAACGCCUUCCACCGGAAGCUGGAGGACCGGAAAUGGCAUAGCAUGGCAAGCCUGAAUUGUAUACGCAAGUCCACCAAGCCAUGGAAUGGAGGGAGGUCCAUGCUGGACACAAUCAAAAAGGGCCACAUCACUGGUCUCACAGGGGUGAUGGAGUUUCGGGAGGACAGCUCGAAUCCCUACGUCCAGUUUGAAAUCCUUGGCACAACCUACAGUGAGACCUUUGGCAAAGACAUGCGUAAGCUGGCGACGUGGGACUCAGAGAAAGGCCUGAAUGGCAGCCUGCAAGAGAGACCCAUGGGCAGCCGCCUCCAAGGACUGACUCUCAAAGUGGUGACUGUCUUGGAAGAGCCUUUCGUGAUGGUGGCUGAGAACAUCCUUGGACAGCCCAAGCGCUACAAAGGGUUCUCCAUAGAUGUCCUGGAUGCACUGGCCAAGGCUCUGGGCUUCAAAUAUGAAAUUUACCAGGCCCCCGAUGGCAGGUAUGGUCACCAGCUCCAUAACACCUCCUGGAACGGGAUGAUCGGGGAGCUCAUCAGCAAGAGGGCAGACCUGGCUAUCUCCGCCAUCACGAUCACCCCGGAGAGGGAGAGCGUUGUGGACUUCAGCAAGCGGUACAUGGACUAUUCGGUGGGGAUCCUAAUCAAGAAGCCCGAGGAGAAGAUCAGCAUCUUCUCUCUUUUUGCCCCGUUUGAUUUUGCCGUGUGGGCCUGCAUUGCAGCAGCCAUCCCUGUGGUGGGCGUGCUGAUAUUUGUGUUGAACCGGAUCCAGGCCGUGAGGGCUCAGAAUGCCGCCCAGCCCCGACCAUCCGCUUCAGCCACCUUGCACAGUGCCAUCUGGAUAGUCUACGGAGCCUUCGUACAGCAAGGUGGCGAAUCCUCAGUGAACUCCAUGGCCAUGCGCAUCGUGAUGGGCAGCUGGUGGCUCUUCACCCUCAUUGUAUGCUCCUCCUACACAGCGAAUCUUGCCGCAUUCCUCACAGUGUCCAGGAUGGACAACCCUAUAAGGACAUUCCAGGAUCUCUCCAAACAAGUUGAUAUGUCUUACGGCACCGUCCGGGACUCUGCUGUGUAUGAGUACUUCCGAGCCAAGGGCACCAACCCCCUGGAACAAGACAGCACGUUUGCUGAACUCUGGCGGACCAUCAGCAAGAACGGAGGGGCCGACAACUGUGUGUCCAGUCCUUCAGAAGGCAUCAGGAAGGACAAAGAAGUGAAUUUGGAGCAGGUUCACCGGCGCAUAAACAGCCUAAUGGAUGAAGACAUUGCCCACAAGCAGAUUUCCCCAGCGUCCAUUGAGCUUUCGGCCCUGGAGAUGGGGGGCCUGGCUCCGAGCCAGGCCUUGGAGCCCACGCGAGAGUACCAGAACACACAGCUCUCGGUCAGCACUUUUCUGCCCGAGCAAAGCGGCCACGGCACCAGCCGGACACUGUCAUCGGGGCCGGGCAGCAACCUGCCACUGCCCCUGAGCAGCUCCGCCACCAUGCCCUCCAUGCAGUGCAAACACAGGUCGCCCAACGGGGGGCUGUUCCGCCAGAGCCCGGUCAAGACCCCCAUCCCCAUGUCCUUCCAGCCUGUGCCGGGAGGCGUCCUUCCAGAGGCCUUGGACACCUCCCACGGCACCUCCAUCUGACCGCGCCGCCUGCCCUGCCGCCCGUCCAUCCACCCACCCGACCAGCAGAGCUUUUUAAUACAAGAAAACAACCACACAAACCACACACACGUGCACACACACAUACACACACACCACACAGAGACUCUUUCAUUUUUCUUGUACAUACGUGUAAAUAAUGACAGAAUGGAGUGGGGUAAAAGUGUAUUUUGAAUAUUCCCAAUUUUCGAAGUCAGUAAAAAAAAAAAAAACACAAAAACUGUAUGAAUGACUUUGUAAAUUUUGUUCUAUAUGAAUAAAAAGGCAAAUUACUUGUGAUCA